AUGAGCACAGAGGAGGGAGAGGCGGGUCCAGCUUGUGGGGAGGCGAGGGGAGGCACCACCAUCACCCACAGCCACACCUGGGAUGAAGGCGAACCGCACGGCUCCCAAGGACGUCGGCACCCCGAAGAUGAGGACGAGGCUGAGCAGGGAGAGGAGGAGGAGGACGGAGAGGGCUGCCGGGAGGCCCGGAGCUGCAGGGAUGCAUGUGAGGGGAACAGCGGGGGGAAUUUUUCCAGUGAGGAUGGGGCGGUGGGGGGCAGAUCGUGCAAGGAGCAGACGAUGCAUUCAAACUGCAGCAGCGAGACCUGCAUCCCCACUCCCAGCUGCCGGAUCUGCUUCCAGGGCGCAGAGCAGGGUGACCUGUUGAACCCGUGCCGCUGUGACGGCUCGGUGCGUUACACCCACCAGCACUGCCUGCUGAAGUGGAUCAGUGAGCGCGGCUGCUGGACCUGCGAGCUCUGCUGCUACCGCUUCCACGUCAUCGCCAUCAACAUGAAGACACCUUGGCAGUGGCAGUCCAUCACCAUCACCCUGGUGGAGAAGGUGCAGAUCAUCGCCGUGUUCCUGGGUUCUCUCUUCCUGGUGGCCAGCAUCUCUUGGCUGCUGUGGUCGGCUCUCAGCCCGCAGGCCGUCUGGCAGCGCCGUGACGUCCUCUUCCAGAUCUGCUACGGCAUGUACGGCUUCAUGGACCUGGUCUGCGUAGGCUUGAUCGUCCACGAGGGGGCAGCAGUGUACAACGUCUUCAUGCGCUGGCGGGCCGUUAACCUCCACUGGGACGUUCAGAGCUACGAUAAAGCAAAGGACAUGGAGGAGACGAGCACCGGCCAUUCCUCGCUGUCCCCCAGGACGCUUUGGUUGCCUCUGGCCACCUUUGGGCCCAACGGCCCCUUACACGCCACCCAGCUGGGGCCACAGCCAUGGACCUGCCUCUGUUUGGCCCCCUUCUGCCCCGGCCUGGUGCCCCGAAACAACCUCAGCCAGGACAGUGACUCAGGAGAGGUCGUCAUUCGUGUAACAUCGGUGUAA
Molecule: messenger RNA, 1026 nt
Organism: Plectropomus leopardus (leopard coralgrouper)
Lineage: Eukaryota; Metazoa; Chordata; Actinopteri; Perciformes; Serranidae
Gene: marchf11
Product: membrane-associated ring finger (C3HC4) 11
Biological process (GO): protein ubiquitination
Molecular function (GO): zinc ion binding; ubiquitin-protein transferase activity
Source: RefSeq, a predicted model, not a curated record